This is a messenger RNA of Adineta ricciae, 240 nucleotides long. Lineage: Eukaryota; Metazoa; Rotifera; Eurotatoria; Adinetida; Adinetidae. The record is from the annotation of a GenBank genome assembly.
AUGGAGGACGAUCAAAGCAUCAAUAAAACUGAUGACUAUGAUGUUGUAAAGAUGGAUAAUAUUUUGGAUGGCAACGAUCCUGGUUAUGGUCUUAUGCAUGUUGACGAUGAUGAGAAUUCAGCACCCAGAAAAUCCAUGUUUCGGAUCCGACGCAAUCCUACAUGGGAUCCGAGUAUGGGAUUUGUCCACCUGGGCAGAGGGCAUUCUUCGGCAAAUAACAGAUAUGAAUACCGAUGUUGA